Dalotia coriaria is the source of this 992-nucleotide messenger RNA. RefSeq names its product endothelial lipase-like. Gene Ontology annotation, molecular function: lipase activity. Bases 61 to 984 code for a protein of 307 amino acids. The transcript has 3 exons. The record is from RefSeq and is a predicted model, not a curated record. NCBI's taxonomy places the organism in Eukaryota, Metazoa, Arthropoda, Insecta, Coleoptera, Staphylinidae. Gene Ontology annotation, biological process: lipid catabolic process.
GGUCAUCAUUACUGCAUUAAAAUAUAAAAAGAAAAUGAAUUUUUAUUUUAUUUUAUAAAAAUGUAUACAAUAUCCACUUGUUUACUUGUUUUAAUAACUUUUAACGACAUUAUAACAUCAAAUGCUCAGGAUGAUCGUGAUCACUCAGAACCGGUUAUUUUUAUCCAAUUCUCACAAACAAAUCGCAUGGACAUUACACCCAACACAUUGCAUAACCUCAAUCGUAGUCUUCCCACUGUUUUCCUCAUUCAUGGAUGGCACACAAGCGUUAGCAUCGACAUUUAUUUAUUAAACAUCACCACAGCUUACCGGGACCUAAACGAUCGCAAUGUAAUAUUUGUAGAUUGGAGUAACACAGCGCAAAAUAGUUAUAUUGAUGUGGUGUUCAAUGGAAUAUCAAGAGUUGGUAACAAAGUCGGCGAGAUGAUAAUGUUACUGCAUGAUACACUUGAAAUAGAUGUAAAAACAGUUCAUAUUGUUGCUGUGACAUUAGGUGCACAUAUUGCUGGUUAUGCAGGAUGUUAUGUGCAAGAACACCAUCCGGAAAACGCCGCCAUAGGUAGAAUUACAGGUUUAGAAGCGGCUGGAGCGUUAUUUGAGAGUUAUUUCGGUGUUCAAAACGUCCUUUCUUUACGGCGAAGUGAUGCUGAUGUUGUUGAUGUAACACAUACAAAUAGUAUCUUUUGGGGAUCAAAUCAAAAUGUCGGCAGUGUAGAUUUCUAUGUGAAUGGUGGUGAAACGCAAAGAUUUUGCGGAGAAUCCACUGCGUUUGAUUUAAUCAGUCCUAGUUUAGUUAAUACGUGCAGUCAUGCGUUCGCAAUCAUUCUAUAUCGCUUGACAAUUGACAAUCGCGCUUAUAAAGCAAGCAAUAAUCCCGAAAACUGUAAAAAUUUGAUUGUUUACGGCGAUAACUUGGAUUUAAAUGCAACUGGAAUUUACUACAUCAACACCGAAGAUGACUGGCCUUAUAAGACACUAUGUUAAAUUUAAAU